AUGGAAGAAAGAAGACAAAAUAAAGGAAAUCCGAUGGAAUAUAAACGUAUACAAUGCAUUAUAAAACAGGAAAUAAGAAAAGCGAAAGGAAAAGAACUACAAGAAAAAUGUCGCGAGAUCGAACACCAUCAAAACAUGCACGAUGACUUCAAUGUUCACAGGAAAGUCCGAGAAGUAACAAGGAAAUGCCACAAAAACAACUGUAAACCUUUGGUCAACGAAGCAGGAGAAAUCAUCAUUGACGCGGAGAAAAAGAAGGAGGCCUGGAAAACAUAA
This is a messenger RNA of Ceutorhynchus assimilis (cabbage seed weevil), 276 nucleotides long. Lineage: Eukaryota; Metazoa; Arthropoda; Insecta; Coleoptera; Curculionidae. The record is from the annotation of a GenBank genome assembly.